Molecule: messenger RNA, 5601 nt
Organism: Orcinus orca (killer whale)
Lineage: Eukaryota; Metazoa; Chordata; Mammalia; Artiodactyla; Delphinidae
Gene: LIN52
Product: lin-52 DREAM MuvB core complex component
Exons: 6
Coding region: 272-577 (101 amino acids)
Biological process (GO): regulation of DNA-templated transcription
Cellular component (GO): DRM complex
Source: RefSeq, a predicted model, not a curated record
GCCCCCGAACCCAGAACCGGGAUUGGCCACAGGCACAACCGCGGCCCCACCCACUGAAGAAAGUAAAUAAGAUCCUGCAAGAAUUUUGCAGUAGCUCCGCCUCACCCACGGCGCGAGGGGGUAUGGCAAGCACUGGGGGCUGAGCCAUGGAAACAUUGCCCUAUGGGGCGGGGAAACUAGACCAGGCCGUGUGUUGGGGAUAGGGUUUCUCUUUGGGGGCGUGGUUUAUGGAUCCUUGCUUUCCCGCCGACGGUUGGCCACGUCACGUGACAUGGGUUGGAAGAUGGCGUCUCCCACAGACGGGGCAGAUCUGGAAGCAUCUUUGCUAAGUUUUGAAAAACUUGACCGAGCUUCACCAGAUCUUUGGCCAGAGCAAUUACCAGGUGUUGCUGAAUUUGCAGCUUCCUUCAAAAGCCCUAUUACUAGCUCUCCACCCAAAUGGAUGGCUGAAAUAGAACGUGACGAUAUCGACAUGUUGAAAGAACUGGGGAGCCUCACCACAGCUAAUUUGAUGGAGAAGGUACGAGGCCUUCAGAACCUGGCCUAUCAGUUGGGGCUGGAUGAGUCUUUGUUAUGACGAAGAGGAGAGGAGAAUGAAAUAAUUGCAGUAGGUAUGCAUGUGAGUUGAGUUUCUUUCCAGGCUUUGGGUGUAAGAAUGACUGUUUCUGCUCCUGGGGAAGUAAACUGACAUUUUCUGAUUUUUUUUGGUUUGUUUAUUCAUUUAGUUUUUGACAUCUAGAGAUUUCAACAAAAUGAAGAGUGUUUUUUUGUUUUAAAUGUAAUAUCAGUUUCUUUUCUUUUUUUUCUUAGUUCGUAAUACUGUUUUGUGUCAGAAAUAUGAUCUGGGAGGGUGAUGAUAUUGCAUGAGAAUUUAUAGGUGAUGACAGAGCACUUUGCUGUAGGAAAUCUAGAAAAAUAUUGACUUUUUGUAUCUAGAAGGGAAGUAUCUCUAACCAGUAAGUCUAAAUUAAAAGCUUGGCAAAAGCUGCCAAUGUUUGGUGUAACUGAAAAAGAUUUGAGAAAUAUAAUGUAAAAAUAGAAUGAUAUUUUUAAAGGAAGAACUGUUACAUUUGAUUGACUCUAGUAUAGGAGAAUACAUUUAAAAUUGGUUGGGUAAUAGUGAAGAAUCCUUUGAGAGGACAGUUGAAUUUGACAGGGUGAAGUUUUGGAUACAGAAUACAAAGAGAAAAGAACUAAAAUAAGACUUCAUAUUCAGGAUAUAAAAAUAUUCCACUGUUCCAUCAUCUUUUUGUUCUUUAAUAAAGUUUUCAAAAUGGAAUUAUAAUAUACAUAGAGAAAAGUACACAAAUUAUAAGGUACAGCUCAAUGAAUUUUCAUAAAAACACUCCCAUAUAACCACACCCAGAACAGAUCAAGAAAUAGAACCUUUCCUAUAUAUAAUACCUCCUUCAUACCCCUCUCAGUCAUUACCUGCCCUUUGCCCAAAGGCAAGCACUAUUGUGACUUAUAAUAUCAUAAAAGAGUUUUGCUUGUUUUUGAGCUUUAUAUAAAUGGCAUCACAAACUGUAUACUCUUUUGUUUCUGGCUUCUUUUGCUCAACAUUUUGAUUAUGACAUUCAUCCAUGUCAUUGUCUUUAACAGUCAUUUGCUUAUUUUCAUUGCUGUGUGGUGUAUCAUUGUAAGAAUGCAAUGUGAUUAAUUUUUUCAUUCUACUAAUAAUGGACAUUUGGACUAUUUCCAGCUUUUGCCUAUUACAAGUAAAUACUAUGAGCAUUCUUGGUAUAUGUCUUUUUAUGGUACACGCAUUUUUGUUGUGUAUAUAACUAGGAGCAGAAUUGCUGGGUUGUGGAUGUGUGUGUGUAUAACUAUCUAGCUUAAGUAGAUAGUUCCAAACAGUUUUCCAAAGUGGUUAUACCAAUUUACAAGCCCACAGGCAAUUUCAUUUGUUCUAUGUUGUUACCAACAGAUACAUUCUCAGUCUAUUAAUAUCUAGCUAUUAAAAUAGAUAGAAUGGUAUCUCAAUGUAGUUUUAAUUUUCAUUUCCCUAGUGACUGAUGAGAUUGCUUUUUCAUGUUUACUGAACAUUUGGAUAACCUCUUUCGUGAAGUGCUUAUUGGUAUCUCUUGCCCUUCUUUAAAAACUGGAUUGUCAAUUUAAAAAUUGAUUUGCAAGUGUUCUUUAUAUGUCUCUGAUAUGCAUCCUUUGUCAGUUAUGUAAAUUGCAAAUAUCUUACCCCACUCUGUGGCUUACCUUUUCACCUUCUUAAUGGUGUAUUUUAAUGAACCAAAGAUUGUUUUUUCUCUUAAAUUUAUGUUUUGUCAAGUUUUAAAUCUCUUUAAAAAGUUUCAAGAAUAGUACAAUAAAUACUUGUGUACCCUCUACUUGUUUAUCAGUUGUUAACAUUUGUCACAUUGGCUUUAUCUAUAUAUAUUUAAUUUUAAAUUUUAUUGUUUUAUUCUUGAGCUGUUUGAGAACUAGCUGCAGACACCAUGACACUUCAUAAAUACUUUAGCAUUAUUUCUUAAGGACAAGGACAUUCUCCUACACAUCUACAAUACAGUUAACACACUGAAGAAAUUUAACAUAAUACAAUAUGAUUAUCCGAUAUGCAAUCCAUAUUCAGAUUUCUCUAAUUUAAACAGAAAUUUUGAAUUUUAGUUUGGCAAUAUUUUCCUUUUUUUGUUAAUGCCACCCCUGUCAUUUUAAUUUAGGUUGUGAUAAUGUCAAAGCUGUAGUAUUUUAGAAAUAAAUAGUAGAUUACUAGUGUAACUUGGGCUGGCUAGUUCUUUUCUUCUCUCACUUCUUCUCCCCCUUGGGAAUAUCAGAAUAUCAUUAUUGCUAUUGAAUGAAAAAAUUCAAAUAGAGGAAGUGAAGGUAUGUUUUCCUCAGCUCACUGGUUUCCUGAUUUGAUGUGUAAGUUUCCUGACAAUCUUGUUGAGUGAUGCAUUUUUAUAUGUGUUACCAUUUGUCAUUUGCAAAUCCUUGGAAAACCACUUUCCUUGAGAAACCAAAGCAUCUUAACUGUCUUCUCUGUUGACUGACUUGGGCACUACAUGAGAAAAGAACUUGCAUAAUGAACUAACACACAGUUGAUGCAUAUAAUGAUUUUAGCAUAGGAAAAGAAAGAAUGAGGAAGAUUUUAGUUUCACAUUAGUAAUUAAAACUUGCUUCACUUGAUUGUAAAAACAGAAGGCAGAUCUUUUUGUAUGUAUUUGGAAACCAUUAUGGCUAGUGGUAUAAGAAAUAUAGAGUGAUUUGGUAAUAUAAAAUGGAAACAGCAGAUCUAAGUAAUGGAGAAUUGUUAGAACACAGAAAAUUUGUUUGGGUGGGAUGGGGAAACCACAGGAAAUUACACUGGAGCCAUUGAUUUCAGUUGGAUUAUUAAUGACUUAGUUAAGUGCUGCGCUUAUAGACCUAACAGUUUGACCUGGAGUGGGAAAUCCACCUUGUGCAGUGGAUUAUUUUAGAAACAGUUGAGCCCACUAGAUAGGUUUCUUUUGAGGAAUAGUUUUAAACAUUAAAAAAAAAAAAGGCAACAACUUCAUGGGGAUUGGAGAUACAUCUUGUGAAAAUGAACCUGUGUCCAAUUCCCCAGUCAACUAGAAAGAAAAGGAAAAAGAGCCUGAGGAAAAAGAGCUUGUUUGGACAUCUUUGUUGUGAAGGUUUAGGGAAUCAGCUUUAGCACUGUGCACAGUUUUUAGUGGCUUACUGUUCAGCAUAAUUUUUCUUUUAAAGUUCAUAGACCCUUUGUAUAAAUGAGUAUAUUGUAACUAAUGUAAAACAUGUGAGCAAUGACUUUAAGUCCCUAUUUCAUGGAUCCAGAACAUGUCCACUGGAAGAUUAGUAUAAUUGUUGGACAUUUUGGGAGAUUGUUUUUAAGAAGAAACUCUUUUUUUUGGCUCAUUGCCCAGCUUGCCAGCUUGCAGGAUCUUAGUUCCCCAACCAGGGAUUAGACCCAGGCCUGGGCAGUGAAAGCACUGAGUUCUCACCACUGGACCACCAGAGAAGAGAACCUCUUAAGAGGCCAGAACCAAGGAAUUAUAUCUUACCUAUAAUUGGUAGGUUGCAAAGCUUAAGUCUGUCCAGUUUAAAGAAAGCUUUGGAAGAGUAUACUAUCUUAUUAUAGUAUACUAACUUAUAGGAAUUGCAUUUUCAAACUAUAGCCUAAGAAACACCUCUGUAUGAGGAAACUAAGGCUAGUGGAGAGAAGAGAUGACCUGAAUAUAACCUAAGGGGAAGAACAAUUACCUGAAGAUAAGUAAGUAGGAACCAGGUGAUAAAUAGCUAAUAGGAAAGGACAAAAUAGUGAUUAAGAGCUUGGGUUCUGGAGUCAUACAGCUUUAUUAUGAAUCUCAAUCUACCACUUAGGCAAGUAACUUAAUUUUCUAAGCCCUAGUUUCUUCAUUUGUGAAAUGGAGAUGAAAACCUUAGAACAGUAAUUAUUAAACUUUUUGGUGUCAGGACUUCUUUACACUCUUAAAAAUUAAUGGUGACCCCAAAGAGUUCUUGUUUAUGUGGGUUAUAUGUAAUUUACUGUUUCAGAAAUUAAAACAGAAAAAUUUUAAAUAUUUAUUAAUUUACUUUUUUAUUUUUUAUUUAUUUUUGGCUGCAUUGGGUCUUUAUUGCUGCGCGCGGUCUUUCUGUAAUUGUGGCGAGCAGGUGCUACUCGUUGUUGUGGUGUGCGGGCUUCUCAUUGUGGUGGCUUCUCUUGCUGUGGAGCAUGGGCUCUAGGCAUGCAGGCUUCAGUAGUUGUAGCACGUGGGCUCAGUAGUUGCGGCACGGGGGCCCUAGAGUGCGUGGGCUUCAGUAGUAAUGGUGCACGUGGGCUCAGUAGUUGUGGUGCGUGGCCUCUAGGGUGUGUGAGCUUCAAUAGUUGUGGCGCAUGGGCACAGUAGUUGUGGCUCGUGGGCUCUAGAGCGCAGGCUCAGUAGUUGUGGCACACGGGCCUAGUUGCUCCGCAGCAUAUGGGAUCUUCCCAGACCAGGGAUUGAACCCAUGUCCCCUGCAUUGGCAGGAGGAUUCUUAACCACUGCACCACUGGGGAAGUCCCUAAUUAAUUUAAAAAUAGGAAUAAACCCAUUACAUGUUAGCAUAAAUAUUUUUAUGAAGAAUAACUACUUUCCAAACAAAAAAUAUUGAGAAGAGUGGCAGUUUUUACAUUUUUCAAAUGUCCGUAAUGUUUGGAUUGAUAAAAAGUUGGAUUUUCAUAUCUGCUCCUUCUUUCAAUAUGUUAUGAUUAUCUUUUGUUAGGUAGUCCCUAGAAAACUUCACUGUUCACUUGUGAGAGAAUAUGUGAAAAAGGCAUCUUAGUAUCAUAUGUAUAGUUUUGAACUCAGGGACCCUCUCAAAGGGGCUUAGUGAUCCCCAGGAUCCCCAGAGGUUUCCUGACCAUUCACUUUGAGAUCUGUUACCUUAGAGUAUUGUUUUGAUGAUUUAACACAAUAUUAUUUAUAAAACCUUAGCAUAAUAUUGGCACUUAAUAGGUGCUUAUAAAUAUUAACUGUUGGGCUUCCCUGGUGGCGCAGUGGUUGGGAGUCCGCCUGCCGAUGAGGGGGACGCGGGUUCGUGCCCCAGUCUGGGAAGAUCCCACAUGCCGCAGAGCGGCUGGGCCUGUGGGCCAUGGCCACUGAGCCUGCGUGU